This is a messenger RNA of Lindgomyces ingoldianus, 2432 nucleotides long. Its product is annotated as putative trehalose-phosphate synthase/phosphatase complex subunit Tps1. The transcript is spliced from 4 exons. Gene Ontology annotation, cellular component: alpha,alpha-trehalose-phosphate synthase complex (UDP-forming); cytosol. The record is from RefSeq and is a predicted model, not a curated record. Lineage: Eukaryota; Fungi; Ascomycota; Dothideomycetes; Pleosporales; Lindgomycetaceae. Gene Ontology annotation, biological process: trehalose biosynthetic process; cellular response to heat. Gene Ontology annotation, molecular function: alpha,alpha-trehalose-phosphate synthase (UDP-forming) activity. Bases 461 to 2035 code for a protein of 524 amino acids.
CUGCAAUCCACCCGUCUAAGGUCCUCAGUCCACUAUAAAACUGAAGAAAAUUCCUCUUGACCUGCAGGAAACUAAACCCAGCCCUCGCUCUUUGCUUCCUCCCCCGCGUUCCAGUCCCCUCCUCCUGCUGUACUCGGGUGUGCCCAUAUCGUUGUGGAAUCUACGAGAACCCACUCGGUGAAGCUUCACGGAUUCCAGCCUCUGUCAUCGUUUCGUCACCUCUCGUAUGACCAAUACGGAAAAUAUACUGCUUUCAUUUCUUUGACUGUGAAGUUGUUGCGUCGCUACUACGGUUGUUAGACCAUCAAGCAGCGAACUGACGGCGAAUUCACCACAUUUUACCUCUCCUACAAACAUUAGCGCCCAAUCGAAAUCUACACUCGAUAUAUACACUUCUCCCUCUCCUCCAACUCUCUGCACAUUGCUCCCGCGCAUCCGCCCGCGAGGCACCACGGCCAAAAUGCCUUUCGCGCCCGGCUCCAAAGACAACGGCCGCCUCCUCCUCGUCUCGAAUCGUCUUCCCAUCACAAUCAAGCGGUCGGAAGAAGGGAAAUAUGAUUUUACCAUGUCGUCCGGUGGUCUCGUCAGCGGGUUGAGUGGAUUGUCAAAGUCAACCACCUUCCAGUGGUACGGCUGGACCGGCCUGGAGAUCCCUGAGGACGAAGUACCCAUGCUGAAGACGAGACUUUUCGACGAGUACCAGGCAGUACCCAUCAUGCUUGAUGAUGAGCUCGCGGACAAACACUACAACGGCUUCUCAAACUCCAUCCUCUGGCCCCUGUUCCACUACCACCCCGGCGAGAUUACCUUCGACGAGUCGGCGUGGAUCGCAUACACUGAGGCUAACCGGUUGUUCGCAAAGGCUGUCGCCAAGGAUGUCCAAGAUAACGACAUGGUCUGGGUCCAUGACUACCAUCUCAUGCUCCUGCCAGCCAUGUUACGCGAAGAGAUUGGCACGUCGAAGAAGAACGUCAAGCUCGGCUUCUUUCUACACACACCAUUCCCAAGCUCAGAGAUCUACCGCAUUUUGCCUGUGCGCAACGAGAUCUUGCUUGGCGUCCUUCACUGCGAUCUGAUUGGAUUCCACACAUACGACUACGCCAGGCAUUUCCUGAGCAGUUGUUCGCGCAUAUUAGGACUCGCGACCACUCCGAACGGUGUCGAAUUUCAAGGCAAGGUGGUCACGGUUGGCGCCUUCCCUAUUGGUAUCGACCCCGAUAAGUUUAAUGAGGGGCUUAAGAAGCCAAAAGUGCAGGAGCGCAUUGCCACCCUCAAGCGAAAAUUCCAAGGCGUCAAGCUCAUCGUCGGCGUCGACCGUCUAGACUAUAUCAAGGGCGUUCCGCAAAAGCUCCACGCCCUCGAAGUCUUCCUGACAGAGCAUCCCGAAUGGAUAGGAAAGAUCGUUCUCGUCCAAGUUGCUGUCCCAAGUCGUCAGGACGUCGAAGAAUAUCAGAACCUACGGUCGUCCGUCAAUGAGCUGGUUGGAAGAAUCAACGGCAAGUUCGGCACGAUCGAGUUCAUGCCUAUCCAUUUCAUGCACAAGUCGGUCUCCUUCGAUGAGCUCAUCGCGCUGUACGCUGUGUCAGACGUAUGUCUAGUCUCGUCAACACGUGAUGGAAUGAACUUGGUGUCGUACGAAUACAUCGCAACCCAGCAGGAGAGACAUGGAGUCAUGAUCUUGUCCGAGUUCACCGGUGCUGCGCAAAGUCUGAACGGCAGCAUAAUCGUCAACCCUUGGAACACAGAAGAAUUGGCUGAUGCGAUCCACGAUGCCGUGACCAUGGGUGAAGAAGCGCGUACGAUCAACUAUGAGAAACUUGCCAAAUACGUCAAUAAGUACACCAGCGCAUGGUGGGGUCAAUCUUUCGUCGCCGAACUUCAGCGAAUCUCAGAGCAGGCAGAAAAGAAACUCAAGAUCCGCCGAGGCUCCAUCCUAGAGGGUCGCGAAAGCAUUCCGGUGGAGGACACUACUCCCCGACUUGCCACUGCACCAACGCCUGCCGCCACGCAGGAGUCAGAAGUAAUCUUGCCGUAGUGGCGAUGCGAUGUCCUUGCGCAUCUACCUCUCAAUACACACAUAUCAUAGGUCUCGUAAGGGGUUUCAGUUUGCAUCUGCGUGGGUUCAAGCAUAGGGCGUAUGUACACAUGGGAUGAAAUAUCCCCAUUCUUCUAACCUGAUUACUGUUGUCCUUCUCUUUCUCCUUGUUUUUGUCGUUUCAGGGAACAAAACACGCUGAGCCGGCGAGCAGGCGUGGUUCGGCGAUAUGGGGUCUGGUGUAGAUGGCAUGUUGCGAUCACUCGCAUUGUGUGCGCGAGAUGGACUACCCCCUUUGUCUUUUUACUGCCCUUUCAGCUGUCCUGUAUUCCGUUCCUAUGUUCUCUCUAUGACUCUGUAGACCUGUGUGUGGACUCCUGAGAAUACUGAAUCACUU